AGGCUGUGGUGAACCUGCACAUCCUGGUCACUCAGCCAGCAGAGCUAAGAUUUGUGCGGACGGAUUUGCUCCUUCUGGUUCUGCUCGAACUUAUUCCUGCAGGUUGGAGGACAGCUCUAUGGGUUCGGCUGUGAGACCAGUGGACUAGACUCGGAGGAGUGGAGCUGGAUCGGGUCUGAUGUUUACAGGCAGCACUUUGCGCAUGGAGAGCGGAGCGCACCGGGUUCGUCUCGCACCGACUCCACCUGUAAACCUGACCCUCUCAGGGCUGCUGGGUCUGGGGUUCAUAGAUGAGACCUUCUCCGAGGUGAGUCGCUCUCCACCGGACAAGCAGCUCAUCAGCGCGCGGGUCACGGUGCACCACCGAGGACCAUGACGGACAACUUCACCGAGUCUAACGACACGCUCCCGGUGGCUGAGGUCGCGCACUAUAAUUUCCCUGCGCUCAUAUUCGGGGUUUUGCUGAUCGUGACCGUGGCUAGUGGAAACGUUCUGGUGUGUCUCAGCGUCUACUUGGAGAAAGCCUUAAAAACCACAACCAACUACUUCAUAGUCAGCCUGGCGUUCGCGGACCUGCUGCUGGCGGUUUUGGUCCUGCCGCUCUUCGUUUUCGCAGAGUUUCAGGGAGGGGUUUGGACCCUGAACAUGCCGAUGUGUGACGGUCUCAUGACCAUGGAUGUGAUGCUGUGCACCGCAUCUAUAUUCAACCUCUGUGCCAUCAGCGUGGACAGGUUUAUUGCGGUGUCCAUACCUCUGAAUUACAACCGUAGACAUGUGGACUAUCGUCAGCUCAUCCUGCUGUCUGCUACCUGGCUGCUAGCCCUAGCAGUCGCUUCGCCCGUCAUCUUUGGCAUCAACAACGUGCCUGAGCGUGACCCCAGCGAGUGCAAACUGGAGGACAACAACUAUGUGGUUUAUUCGUCGGUGUGCUCGUUCUUCAUCCCGUGCCCCAUCAUGGUCCUGCUCUACUUCGGAGUUUUCAGAGGACUUCGGCGAUGGGAGGAGGCCCGCAAGGCCAAACUGCGCAGCAGCAUCGAGGCAUGCAGGAAGCUGCAGCACGCAGCCAUCACCACCGCCCUCCCCACACUGGCAGGCACCAUUCCCGGGCCUCUGCCUAUGCCCCUGCCCAGGAUAAUUGAAAGGGAUCUGGCUCAGUCUCGCAUGGAUGACUCGGGCGACUACAUACAGCAGGAGAUUCCUUAUCCUCGACAGUACAGAGAAAACUCUGUGCCAACAGUGACGUUCAGCCAGCAGAAAUACAUGAAGAAGAGAGCCAAGAUAAACAGCAGAGAGAGGAAAGCCAUGAGGGUCCUACCUGUCGUAGUUGGUUGCUUCCUGUUCUGUUGGACUCCUUUCUUUGUGGUCCACACAAUGCGAGCCUUAUGUCUGACCUGCAACAUCCCUCCCAUUCUGAUGAGCACCGUCACCUGGCUGGGUUAUGUCAACAGUGCCCUCAAUCCCAUCAUCUACACCAUCUUCAACACAGAGUUUAAGAAAUUCUUCAAGAAAUGUUUCCGUAGCUGCUGCUGACACCAGGUUUCCUCCACCGGCUCCAGAACAAGACGUUCCUGGAUUUCCUGCUGCAAUUCCCAAAUGAACAUUGGUCAGGGGAAGCUGAGCAGUCCAGACUUUAUUGAAAGUCUGCUUUCUUGCCGUUUGAUCCAGUCUGCUGCUGAGAGGACGACACAUCUACGCCCGGAUGGGAAACACAGCGAAUAGCAUGGAGCAUAUGUAAGGUUUUGUAUUUCUGCUGCGUGGUGGUCCUCCAUGUGGUGCCAGUGAGACAGAAGCACCACAAUGUUGUGUCAGUUUUAUUUGUACUUUGGGUUGUUUAUUUAGUCCCAACUGCGAAAAUGUUGCACUUAACAUCUAAAGUCAGUUUUUGCUCCAGCAACAAACCAACAUGUCCGUGUGAUCAGCCAGAGCUGAAACAUUUUCAUCUUGCUGCUUGAAUUUCUUAAUCAUGAAACCAGAUUUUCUUUUGUAAAAUGUGUUUCAUAGUUACAAACAGAAACAGCACUGUUGUUAUUAUUACUAACAAUAAUAAUAAUUAAUCUUUCAGAAAUGUGUUUGAUUUUUAACUUGAUUUAACAGAAAUUUAAACCACGUUUGUUUUUAGAUCCUGUUUUUUAACGUUGUGUUUGAGAAGUUGGCUUUGUCUGAUGUAACGACUCGGCCGACUGCAAACAUUGUCCACAUUUUAUAUGGAAACUGUAAAUAAAGUGGGUUAAAGAUCUGGAGGGUCCUGUGGUGUUUUGAUGCUUGGGGAAGGGGGGUGAUGAAACAUUGUGAAAGGGGUUGAAAGGAGUGCUCAUCAGUGGAACAACA
Molecule: messenger RNA, 2328 nt
Organism: Nothobranchius furzeri (turquoise killifish)
Lineage: Eukaryota; Metazoa; Chordata; Actinopteri; Cyprinodontiformes; Nothobranchiidae
Gene: drd4b
Product: dopamine receptor D4b
Biological process (GO): negative regulation of synaptic transmission, glutamatergic; adenylate cyclase-activating adrenergic receptor signaling pathway; regulation of potassium ion transport
Cellular component (GO): plasma membrane
Molecular function (GO): G protein-coupled receptor activity; dopamine neurotransmitter receptor activity, coupled via Gi/Go
Source: RefSeq, a predicted model, not a curated record